Messenger RNA from Dissoconium aciculare CBS 342.82, 864 nucleotides. RefSeq lists its product as uncharacterized. The record is from RefSeq and is a predicted model, not a curated record. The transcript has 2 exons. NCBI's taxonomy places the organism in Eukaryota, Fungi, Ascomycota, Dothideomycetes, Mycosphaerellales, Dissoconiaceae. Bases 1 to 864 code for a protein of 287 amino acids.
AUGACUUCACGUCGCCAAAGUAGCCAUGACGAGCGCGAUGGUCGCAAGCGCUCGCAUUCACCUCGUCGCAACCCGCGAGAUGACACCGUGAAGCGACGGCGGUCAAGGUCACCCAGGCACGAAUCGCAUCGCCAUCGCCGCGAGCGUGACGUCGAGCCCGAACAAAGACCAUUGCCAUACAACAGGAAGCCGAUUGACAAGCGUGAUUUCAAACAAUUCGAAGCUCUAUUUGCGAGCUAUCUGGAUGUGCAAAAACAGCUAGACAUCGACGAGGUGUCCGCCGACGAGGUCAGGGGUAGAUUCAAGAGUUUCCUUGGCAAGUGGAACCGCCGAGAGCUCUCAGACGGGUGGUAUGAUCCUGAUGUACAGGUGAGAGCUCAAGAGAGCCGGCGAGCGCAAGGCGUUGCCGUGCCAAGUAUGCAAGACCUCCAGAACCGACGCGAGCUGGAAAGAGAGGAUCGGGAAAACUUUGCAGCGGACAUGAAAUACGAGCGGAAGCAGGACCGUAAACUACAGAAAGAGUGUAUUGAAGAGCUUGCGCCUCGCGCUGCGCCUGGCACGCGCGAAAGACAGCUGGAGAAGAAGCGCGAGAAGAGCGCGGUGACGCGGGAAUUCGCAGAUGCGAAGGCGCCGGGCGGCGUGGAAGAGGUCAACGAUGCCGACUUGUUGGGUGACGAUGGCGGGGACUCCUACAAGGCGCAGUUGAAGGUCCAGUCGAAGCGUAAGAACGAACGUGAGAUUCGAAAGGAGGAGAUCUUGCGUGCGAGGGCAGCCGAGCGGGAGGAGAGAUUGUCCGAACAUCGGCAGAAAGAGGCAAAGACUAUGGAGAUGCUGCGAGGUCUGGCCAAGCAGAGAUAUGGAUGA